AGUUCAGUCGUAUUGGAAUUUCCUGCGGUAGUAACGCGUUGUGGUAACUCGAAAACCUAAAUAAAACAUGUUUAUGCGUUAAAAUAUUUUCAUUAAUGAAAAUGUGAAUAGUUUUGUUUUCUACUGCUACUGGGAUCUUAGAAUAUCGUAUUGGAUGGAGAAUAAAAGAAUGGAAACAAGAUAAGCAUCAGUCACAAUGACUUUACUGCUUCACGACUACUGUGACCUAGAGGAGCGUGCUUCAAGGCAUCUUAACGUUUGGAAAGCAUGGCACCUCAUACUUUAUGCAAUGGCAGGAAUCUUCGGUAUUAUGAACUAUGUGUUCCUGCGAAACACCAUGGAACUAGUUGAUAACCACUGCGUGCUCUUCCCACGAGAAUUGGCCUUCCGUUCCAUCGAACUACCCGUGCCAACAAACAUUAGCUCAAUAAAUGAUACAGUUUUGGCUAACAGUGAUGUUACAACUGAAAAUGUAAAAGAUGCUCAAAAUGUACCCGUCCAAGGUGCCGUGACCAAUGAUGGAGACAAAAAUGACACAUUAACUAAACGAGACGUGACCAAUUUGAACAACACGAGACAAAAUGACACUGAUGCUGAAGUUAACGAGAGUGACGUCAAUUUCAUUUCUGCAAAUGAAAGUCACCGCCUAGUGCUGGACACGUCGCGCACCAUCUUCGGAUGGGACUCGGACUGCCAGUACGCGGAGUACAUGCCUAUCAUGUCGAUGAUAUUCGCGGCGGUGUGGGCGACCUUCUUCACCAUGUGCCCGGGAGGUGGAUACUCCAGAUCUGGGCUGCAGCAGCCGUGGCGUAUCCUGACGCCGGCGCUGCUGUUCGCGCUGGUGGCAGUGGGGCUGACGGGCCACAGCUUCACGCGCACCAACAGCGGCCUGCACCUCUUCUGCGCCGCCUUCCACAACCUCACCAACACCACCACGUGCUCGUCCGUGGGCCCGUACCUGGAGCGCUCGGUGAACGUGUCGUGGAGCUUCGGCGGGCGGGCGGCGGCGGCGCGCGCGGCCAGUGCCGGCGCCUGGGCCAGCUGGGCGUGCGCCGCCGCGCUGCUGCUCGCGCGCUGCCUCGCCGCACCCGACUUCCAGCCCAGACGCACGGGUGUCUACCUCAAGGACCCGCAGCAGAUUCUCACACCGUACGUGAAAAAGUCAUCGCGCCGCAUUCCACGUAGCAAGUCGAACAACAGUUCGCCGACUAAACGUGAAACAGCUUCCAUCAGAUCUGAGCCCACCGCGACCACCGAGCUAGUCACAGCGUCGGUGGAACACGGACAGGACACUGCACCCACCACUCCACAAUUUUCACCCAUUAAGAAAUUCGACAAAGAUGAUAUUGAGAUGACGAUUACAUCUAACAAAUAGAAUAUGAUGUCUGAAAAAUAUUUUCGAUUUAAAUGAUCUCCGUUAACUUUACUAUGGCCUUUUACAAUUUUGUAGCAGAAGCAUUAUUUGGAAAAUAAUUAAAAUUAAGCAUAUAUUUAUAAGUAUUUUUUCGUUAUCAAUGAUAUAUUUGGGAGAAGAUAACAGCAAAAAAUAGGGAUACACCGCUGACACACAAUUACAUAAGGGGGUUUUAAAUAAAUAUGAUGAGGCUUGUGCUGUUCACAGACAACGUAAUCAGUAAUAACUGUUACUUACUCAUAUUUACUUCCAUCUAAAUCGAUGUUUCCACAGACAUAGUUUAUAUUUUAAAUCGUCAGCUAUUCGGUAAUGCGCAUUGUGCAUGAAAUAAAUAAUGAGUGUACCUAUCUGGAAUUUAUUUUAAGAGAAAAGUCAAAAAAUGACGCAUUUAAAUUAUACCUAAUUCUAAGUAAGUUAACUUUAUAGUGUUGAUUUUCUUAAUAAUAUAUUGUGUUUAUAAAUAAAUAAUUUGAAUAGUUA
Bicyclus anynana (squinting bush brown) is the source of this 1894-nucleotide messenger RNA. RefSeq lists its product as uncharacterized. The coding region runs from base 197 to 1375 and encodes 392 amino acids. The record is from RefSeq and is a predicted model, not a curated record. The transcript is spliced from 7 exons. Lineage: Eukaryota; Metazoa; Arthropoda; Insecta; Lepidoptera; Nymphalidae.